Marchantia polymorpha subsp. ruderalis is the source of this 1581-nucleotide messenger RNA. The record is from the annotation of a GenBank genome assembly. Lineage: Eukaryota; Viridiplantae; Streptophyta; Marchantiopsida; Marchantiales; Marchantiaceae.
ACGGAUUUCAUCAUGACGAGAGUGGGAGCUGCGAAGAACGGGAAGAAACUUUUGCUUAGCAGAGGAAAUCAUUCCAAGGGCAAGUCAUUGCUGCAGUUCUCCAGCAAAGCUCAAGACAAGCCGCGGGAUGGAAUGCAGUCGAGGCGACGGGGGCCUUCUUGUAAUUUUCGGUCCGAUGAUGUGAAUGUGCAGAUGCUUUUGGAUAAAUUUGACACAUUUCGAGAGAAGUACAGAAAGAAGAAGAAAAAUGAAUCAGCUGCAUUGAAGGAUUUUUGUUUACAGUUUCAACCAUUAUUGUGCAAUGGGAUGAAGAGUAUCGAUGGAGAUAUUCCCGGAGUAAACGUUGGUCAAUGCUUCAACUCGCGAGUGGAGUUAUAUUUGGUUGCAGCUCACCAUCGUCUUCAAUCAGGAAUCGAUUAUUUGCCCGCUAUUCGAAGCCCAGCAAUGAUUGAUGGGGAAUCUGUUUCGAUAGCGGUUAGUGUCGUGCUUUCGGGAGAGAAGAACGAUAUCGACGAGGGAGACACCAUCCAUUACUGCGGGGAGGGAGGGAUCGGUAGACGCGGUGAUGGUAUCCGCAUCACAGAAGAUCAAAAGCUAGUGGCAGGAAAUCUUGCCCUGAAGAAUUCUGCUGAGCUCGGACGAUCAGUCCGAGUCAUUCGGAAGCACAUGGAUUGCUUCCAUCGAUCCAAAGUUUUUUACAGCUAUGACGACAUACACAACUUGCAUACGUUGAUACUACACACUUCCGCAGUGCACGCAGUCUGGAGGAAAGAACUUACUAAGAUUUGCUCAACUUAGUGGAGGGAAAUCGAGUUAUGGAGCAAAGAUGGCAGAUGGAAGUAGCAACUCUAACUCCGAGACUUCGCUUCAGCCUAGAGAACUCGUUCCUGGUCCGUCUUUUAUAGAUGCAUUACGAAUUUGAAGAUGUUGACUCCAACUUUCUCACACACUGUAUUUGUAUUAGCUUGUUGGUGCUUGCAGAAAGCAGUGGACAGAAGCUUCGUGUAAGGUUGAUUCCACAUCUAGUGAUCGGAAUGGUCACCAUAUGAACAUCAAAAACUGCAAGCCCAAUGGGCAAUGGGGCGAGCAUCGUCACAUGCGAGUUCCUGGCCUUACGCUUAGCAUCAGUAGCAAAGUAGAUCACGGAUGAUUUCUGCUGCAAGACCUAGGCCGCUGUCAAAAUCUGCACUAACGGUAUUCGUCACGCCAUCCAACACCUGGAAUGGAGUUCUCUGCAAUCCCUUCACGAGUCCUACUCUACAAAUAUUCUCCGCCAUCUAGGAAAUCAUGUAGAUGAAAGCCCAACGAAUGGGACACUUGCUAACCAGAAGUAGUCCCAAAGUAACUGCAGGAUUAAUGUGUGUCCUCUUGAAACACAUUAGAAGUAGACAAGCACAAAUAUGAUAGGCUCCGGAAAGACCAUGCAACACCGUAUAGAGUCUCUACGCCAUGCCAGGGGCUUGUCCAAGAGUUUCUACGAUUCUUCUUGCCCUCAAGCAGUUUCUAUUGUAGAUCCCUUCAUGACCAAAUACCUCCAGAAAGAUAGGAAUUUUGCUGCUGAUUUUUACCGAUUGCGGUUAC